AUGUCAUCGCAGCAAGUGGAUACUCUGGUAAUUGGUGCCGGACCUACUGGCCUUGGUGCGGCGAAGCGUCUCGACCAACUUAAGCUGGGCUCCUGGACCCUCGUGGAUGCCAACAGCGAGGCGGGUGGUCUGGCCUCGACCGAUGUGACCAAGGAAGGCUUCCUGUUCGACGUUGGUGGUCAUGUCAUCUUCUCGCACUACGCCUACUUUGACGAUGUGAUCGCGCAGGCGUUGCCUGAGAAGGAGGACUGGUACGAGCACCAGCGUAUCUCGUACGUCCGCAGCCGCAACGUGUGGGUGCCGUACCCGUACCAAAAUAACAUCUCGAUGCUGCCGACCGAGGACCAGGUCAAGGCCAUUGAGGGUAUGAUCGAUGCGGCGGAGGUGCGCAUUCGUGCGAAGGAGGCGCCGAAGACGUUCGAUGAGUGGAUUCUCCGCAUGAUGGGCGAGGGUAUUGCUGACCUGUUCAUGCGCCCGUACAACUUCAAGGUGUGGGCAGUGCCGACGACGAUGAUGCAGUGCAAGUGGCUCGGUGAGCGUGUGGCUGCGCCGAACCUGAAGCUGGUCGUUUCGAACACGCUGAACAAGAAGGUGGCUGGCAACUGGGGCCCUAACGCGACGUUCAAGUUCCCUGCGCGUGACGGUACCGGCGGUAUCUGGAAGGCGGUGGCCAAGACGCUGCCGCAGGACAAGCUGCAGUACAACAAGAAGGUGGUCAAGGUCGAUGCCGAGGGUCACAAGGCGUACCUGUCGGACGGCUCGACGAUCCAGUACAAGCACCUCGUGUCUACGAUGGGCCUCGACUUCCUUGUGAACACCAUGGAGGGCAUUGACUCGGAUCUGAAGCAGAAGUUGCAGAAGGCUGUGAGCGAGAAGCUGGUGUACUCCUCGACGCACGUUAUCGGUAUCGGUAUCCGUGGUGAGCUGCCCAACCGUAUUGGUGACAAGUGCUGGCUGUACUUCCCUGAAGACGACUGCCCCUUCUACCGUGCGACGAUCUUCUCGAACUACAGUCCGUACAACUGCCCGCAAAAGGACGCCAAGCUGCCUACGCUGCAGUACGCUGACCCGUCGCAUGGCGCGCCGUCGUCGGAGGCCAAGGAGGGCCCUUACUGGUCGCUGAUGAUGGAAGUCUCGGAGUCGCACCUGAAGCCGGUGGACAACGCCAAGGUGCUGGAAGACACGAUUCGUGGCUGCGUAGCUACGCAGCUGCUCAUGCCAGACAGCGAGAUUGUGAGCACGUACCACCGUAAGUUCACGCCUGGCUACCCCACCCCGAGUCUCGAGCGCGAUGCGGCCCUGCAAGAGAUCUUGCCGACGUUGCUGGACAAGUUCGACAUUCUCAGCCGCGGUCGUUUCGGCUCGUGGAAGUACGAGGUGGGCAACCAGGACCACUCGUUUAUGCUCGGUGUUGAGGCGGUGGAUCGGGCGCUGUUCGGUAGCCCCGAGAUGACGUUAGAGUCGCCUGACUUUGUCAAUGGCCGACGUAACACCGAGCGCCGUUUGUCGUAG
This is a messenger RNA of Malassezia pachydermatis, 1512 nucleotides long. RefSeq names its product udp-galactopyranose mutase. The record is from RefSeq and is a predicted model, not a curated record. Bases 1 to 1512 code for a protein of 503 amino acids. Gene Ontology annotation, molecular function: oxidoreductase activity. The transcript is spliced from 4 exons. Lineage: Eukaryota; Fungi; Basidiomycota; Malasseziomycetes; Malasseziales; Malasseziaceae.